UAUCGGACCCUGUCCUUAGCCAUUCUCGCUUGCACAGGGAAAAGGUUAAUACGCAAAUAGGGUAGCGCGUGAAUCGCUUCUGUUAAACGCAAUUUUUUCCCCCCAUUCUGUCGAAGACUUCUUGUCGGAUUUGGUCGAGCGCCCAAUGGAUUUCUCAGUGUUUUAAAGUUCUACCAAGCCCGUGCAAUUUUGUUGCAUUGGGGGUCUGCGCACAAAACUCGGUGCUGUGGACAUCGAAGGCCGUUGGUCAUUUUGCUCAUUGUUUUUUUUUUUUCGAUCAUCGUUUUAAAUGUUCGUAAAGGAGGGGAGAUUAAAAAGGGGAAAAUCCGGUGUGUUUCUUUUUAAAUAGAGGAAUAUGUUUGCUUCCUGGCUGACUUUUGCACUUCUUUUAGGAACUUUUUGUGCAGCACCCAGCCAUGGAGAGGUGGAGACACGAGAGUGUUUGUACUAUAACAUCAACUGGGAGAUUGAGAAGACUAACCAGAGUGGUGUGGAGCGGUGCGAGGGGGAGAAGGACAAGCGCUCGCACUGCUAUGCAUCCUGGCGUAACAGCUCAGGCACCAUCGAGCUGGUGAAGAAGGGCUGCUGGCUGGACGACUUCAACUGCUACGACAGGCAGGAGUGUGUGGCCACGGAAGAGAAUCCCCAGGUGUUCUUCUGCUGCUGUGAGGGCAGCUUCUGCAACGAGAGGUUCACACACUUGCCCGAUGUCAGCGGACCAGUUAUGGAGCCCCCUCCGGCUGCGCUCUCUCUGCUCAACGUGCUGGUCUACUCUCUGCUGCCCAUCACCAUGCUGUCCGUGGCCCUGUUGCUGGUCUUCUGGAUGUACCGCCAUCGCAAGCCGCCCUACGGUCACGUUGACAUAAACGAGGAUCCGGGUCCAGCCCCUCCAUCUCCCCUGCUAGGGCUGAAACCCCUGCAGUUGCUGGAGAUUAAGGCGAGGGGCCGUUUUGGCUGUGUAUGGAAGGCCCAAAUGAUGAAUGAUUAUGUAGCUGUGAAGAUCUUCCCUAUUCAGGACAAGCAGUCUUGGCAGAAUGAGCGAGACAUGUUCUCCACACCAGGGAUGAAACACGAGAACCUGCUGCGCUACAUUGCUGCUGAGAAACGUGGGAGCAGCCUGGAACUGGAGCUUUGGCUCAUAACCGAGUUCCACGAGAAGGGUUCUUUGACUGACUAUCUGAAGGGCAAUGUGGUAAGUUGGAAUGAGUUGUGCCACAUUGCUGAAACUAUGGCUUGUGGACUGGCCUAUCUCCAUGAGGAUGUACCACGUUAUAAAGGAGAAGGGCCAAAACCUGCUAUUGCCCACAGGGACUUUAAGAGUAAAAACGUGUUACUGAAAAAUGAUCUGACUGCUGUCAUCGGUGAUUUUGGGUUGGCGGUGAAGUUUGAGCCAGGAAAGCCACCGGGGGACACACAUGGCCAGGUUGGCACGCGGAGGUACAUGGCCCCAGAGGUAUUGGAGGGCGCCAUCAACUUCCAGCGUGAUGCAUUUUUGAGAAUCGACAUGUAUGCCAUGGGCCUUGUGCUCUGGGAGCUGGUGUCUCGCUGCACAGCUGCUGAUGGCCCAGUAGAUGAGUACAUGCUGCCCUUUGAGGAGGAGAUUGGACAGCACCCAUCCCUGGAAGACCUGCAGGAUGUGGUGGUCCACAAGAAGCUGCGGCCGGCAUUGAAAGACUGCUGGCUAAAGCACUCUGGUCUAGAGCAGAUGUGUGAGACCAUAGAGGAGUGCUGGGACCAUGACGCUGAGGCUCGGCUGUCGGCAGGCUGUGUUGAGGAGCGCAUCUCCCAGAUCCGCCGCCUCACCAGUGCACCUACCUCCGACUGCCUCGUAUCCAUGGUGACCUCCGUCACUAAUGUGGACUUGCCACCCAAAGAGUCCAGUAUCUGAGUCCCACUGUAGUACUGCUUGAGGUGACAAACUCCUAAACCCAUCUGAAGCUAACAAGCAAAUGAAGCAACCCUCGUCUUUCCAGACUCAGCGGAUCUCAGACAACAUGAAUGCAGCUGCUAUUUUAUCUCAACAUUUUUUUAUUAUUAUUAUUAUUAUUAUUAUUAUUAUUAUUAUUAUUAUUGGAUCAAUACUACCAGCACACUUCUCUACUGUAUUUUUAUGAAGAGAGGAAAACACAAAAGUUUAAAAAGGAAAAAAAAGAAAGGACAUUGCAACAUGCAUUCAGGUACCGACUUAUGAAUGCUGACAAGGUGCAGGUACCUCGGCCUCUUCAGUUCAGUGUUUGAUUUUAUUUAAUUUAAUUUUUUCCCCUCUUUAUAUUUCUACUUUCUGGACAGGAUUGCCUGAGUCAUAACCAACCAACACAUCAACCAACCCUUCGCCAUGUUGGAUAAUACAACAAUGCUGCAAAACCUUAGAGGAACAGUAUGACUGUUACACACAAUUAACCUUCCUCAAGGGAUUUUUAUUUGUGACUUCUUUGUUUCCGUUUCCCUCUCUGACUGUGUGCUAUUCAGAAUUACGGAAAACGUGUCUUUUACGGAACUAACGGGUGUCUUAGAACACAACAAAAGGUGGAAGACAGCUCGUCUUUUCUUUCUCAUUUUGGGUUUGUGGUGCUGAAGUUGGUGACUGUGAAGAUAGAUUGGUUCAGAUUUUUGUGUAGAUAUCAGAAUUUGAAAAUCUAGGCUAUAGAAAUUGGCUUUCAUUUAGAGAUGGUGGCAACAAGUUGAGAGUUUGAAUAAUGCAUUUAGUUUGGUACGGAAUUAUUUCUCAGGUAACCAGUUCCAGGGGGGUUGGGCUGACUGCCAUUUAUCCCUACCAAUUAAUAGAAGGAGAAAUGUCAAACGGUGCCCUAAUGAUUUUAAAUGCUAAACAGUACAUGCAAGACAAGA
Electrophorus electricus (electric eel) is the source of this 2847-nucleotide messenger RNA. RefSeq names its product activin A receptor type 2Ba (gene acvr2ba). Gene Ontology annotation, biological process: protein phosphorylation; activin receptor signaling pathway; cellular response to growth factor stimulus. Gene Ontology annotation, molecular function: activin binding; activin receptor activity; ATP binding. Lineage: Eukaryota; Metazoa; Chordata; Actinopteri; Gymnotiformes; Gymnotidae. Gene Ontology annotation, cellular component: activin receptor complex; plasma membrane. The record is from RefSeq and is a predicted model, not a curated record.